AUGAUGUUUAUUAUAGUUUUGAUGAUCAUGUAGAUACUAUCAUCCGAUAUUGAUGUUUAAAUUUCAUAUAUCGAUGCUUCAUUAAUAAACAUCCAUUGGUGUAGUGAUACAGUCUUAGCACUUACUUCAAAAGGAUCUGUUUAUAGAAGUGAUGAUCGUGGCAGAUAAUGGACUAAGAUGUCUGAAAUAUUCCAUCGUAAAGCACUAAUUCAACUUGAAGAUUCAGAUGAUAGAGUUGGAAUAGUUAAUAAUUUGGUUCCAAGUCCUGUAGAUAAAUAACUCAUUCUUUUUACAGGAACAGAUUAAAUUGCAUGGAUAUCACUUGAUUGUGGCAAAACUAUUACAGCUAUUAAUGCAGGUAAACAAUUACGGGAAUAUUAAUUUCAUCCAAUUGAAAAAAAUUGGAUUAUUGCGUCUGCCUGGAAAUAAUGUGGUUCUGAUGAACUUCUUGCUGGUAUACCCUGUGUAUCAUAUAAGGAACUUUUAUUAAGUUAAGAUACAGGAAUCACUUGGCAUUCUAUUGCUACUUAUGUUAAUUAAUUUACUUGGGGUGUUAAAAAUAAAGACAUGGCUAAAUAUACUCCUAAAGAACGAAUCCUUGCAUCGUUUGAUCCUUAAGGAAGAGGACAUUAAUCUAUUAGUAGUUGGAAUAUGGAUGCCAAUUUAUACUAUAGCGAUGAUUUCUUUUAAACACGUACUUUAAGUGUUCCUGCAGGUUCAAGGUUUUUAUUGACUGAAUCCUUUCUUUUUGUAGCUAAAGUUACAUCUUAAUAUACUUAAGAAGUUAGUUUAUAUGUGAGUGGCACUGAAUUAGGAUAAUAUAGAUAUACCAUUAUUGAUGCUGAUUCUAAAUUAUUGGAACAUUCUUAUAGUACUUUGGAUACUUCAGAAAAUUAAGUUUUCAUGGUUGUUAAUCACUUGAAGCCAUCAUCUCCAUUGGGAGUACUCUAUAUAAGUGAUUCAACUGGUACAAGAUAUUCAAGAUCUUUAGAGAAUGUGGCAAGAUUAGAAAAUAGUGCAGAAUUUUAUAGAGUUUAAGGAUUAGAAGGAAUAUAUUUAGCUAAUGUUUAUGCAGAAGAUUAGGCUAAAAUAUAUUCACAUUAAGUCUUAGAGGCUAUGGAAGAAGGUUUUUAUGCUUAACAAAAUGGAUUUAAAGAUGAAGAUUUAAAAAAAUACAAAUAAACAAGGAUAACUUUUGACAAAGGAGGUUAAUGGGUUCCAUUAAAGGUAUAAUUUUGAAAUUUAUUAUAAGCCACCUGCAGUAGAUGCAGAGGGAAAACCAAUUAAUUGUAAUAAAUGUUAGUUACAUAUUCAUCUUAGUUAAGCGUUUUAUUAAUUCGCUCCAAUUUAUACAUAAACAAAUUCAAUUGGUAUAAUAGUAGCAACAGGUUCAAUUGGAAAGUAUUUAAGUUACAGAUAAGAUCAAGUUAAUACUUAUUUAAGUAGAGAUGGUGGUUUAAGUUGGAUAGAAAUAAAGAAAGGAUCAUAUAUAUAUGAGAUGAGUAAUCAUGGAGGGUUGAUAGUAAUGUCUAAGGAUUAAGAGACAACAAAUUAGAUAGUAUUUUCAUGGAAUGGUGGUGUAGAAUGGACUCCAUUUAACUUUAUAGAUUAGAAGGCAGAGAUUUAAAAUAUAAUAACAGAGCCUUAGAACAAGGGAACAAGAUUUAUAGCAUACGGAUCAAUAUAAUUAGAAUCGAAUGGAUAAAAAAGUGAAUAAGGUUUAUUAGCAACAAUAGAUUUGGAUGAAUUACAUUAAAGAAAUUGUAUAGGUUAGGAUAAAGCUGGAGAAGUAGGUAGUGAUUAUGAAUUAUGGACUCCAUCUGGUUAAGUGAAUCCAGAAUGUUUAUUUGGUAAGAAAGUUACUUACAUGAGAAAAAGAAGAGAAGCAGCUUGUUAUAAUCCUGAUUAAUUGGAAAAAAUAAUCAGUGUUACACCAUGUUAAUGUUCAACAGAAGAUUAUGAAUGUGAUUUAGGGUUUGUGAUGAAUAAUUAGUAAUGUGUACCAAUAAAUGGUACUAUAAAUAUUGAACCUCCUGCUGAAUGCAAUGACUAUUAUACAGUUUCUAGUGGAUAUAGAAAAAUAGCAGGAGAUAUUUGUUAGGGAGGGGUUGAUCAUCCAUCAUUAAAAUUCCCUUGUCCUAAUAACAAAGGUUGGAUCUUUGAUUGGAUUGUUGUUGGAGGAAUAAUCUUUGGAUUAUAUUGGGUAUAUAGCAAUUAAGAUAAAUUCAAAGAUUAUUUCAAUAAAACUGAAAUGAAUCAACUACCUUAAAAUAAAUAAGAUGUAAAUUUUAUACUCUAUUUUUAGACAUUAAUUAAGCAACUCUAGCAAAAGUAAUCCAAAUAAUAAUAAUUUCAACAAUAAUAUCAACCUAUUAAUUUUGAAUUAAAUGAUACUUAAGAUUAGAAAUUUGAUGAAGAAUUGAUAGAAAAAGAUGAAAAUAUCUAAAUGGAAGAUGAUGGUUCUCAUGAAUUGGUUUGA
Molecule: messenger RNA, 2479 nt
Organism: Paramecium sonneborni
Lineage: Eukaryota; Ciliophora; Oligohymenophorea; Peniculida; Parameciidae
Source: the annotation of a GenBank genome assembly